UUCAGCCCAUGCCGCUCAAUACUAGGAAGGUUUUUCAGUAACGAUUUUCCCUAAGUGUGCCUUCCGGCCUAUAACAUUGUGGGCUAGAGGGGUAUCAAGUCUCUUGCCUCUUGUAGGUGGGUGCUUCCUAUCAUGUAAACUGAGCUCACCUCGAAGCCACUGACAACACGCGGAUCGUCCAUUUAACGGAAGUUAGUUCAAUUUCUGUCAACGAAACGCGUCAGGUAUACGAACCCCUUCAACAGUGUCCUUCCCAUUUGCAAACGAUGCGGUCGUUAAGCUAUAUGACGGCGAUCUGUCAAUAAUCGAGUCUGGACCAGACAAUCCAGUGAUUGACAUCAUGAGCAUCGAUCCACGAAAUUGGGAUACAAUGAAACACGAAGCCACCUCGCCGCCCUAAUGCAUGUCAUAUAUCACGAAUGAAGCCGGUAAUUGUUUUAGAGAACAUGUUAUGACAAAAGUCAAUACAGAGUCAUCUCAAUGGAAGUUGACAUUAUCCAAAAGACACUUGGUGGCUAUGGCUGCUACCAGAUGUUGGUGUAUACCCUUCUUGGUCUCAUGUACAUGAGAGGUGCCUGGCACACGUUUAACAUCAUAUUUCUGGGUGCAGUCCCGGCCCAUACCUGCACAGUGGCAAACAGAACAGUUGACAACAGUCUUCAGAUUGUAGCAGGAGAGUGUGAUGUCGCGCUUAUGGUCUCGAAUGCUACACACACUGUCAAUGAGACGGACGCUUGCAGUGCCUGGCAGUAUGAUAGCAUGCACAGAGCCUCCAGCAUUGUAUCAGAGUGGGACCUGGUGUGUAACAAGAAUUACCUGGUAGAACUGUCUACAACCAUCUACAUGAUUGGCUCAGCAUCAGGAGCAGUGAUCCUCACACCGUUUUCUGACAGAUUUGGCAGAAAGAGACUCCUCUUAUCAUGUCUCUGCAUACAAGCUGUCAUCGGCUUUGCUGUUGCAUUUGUACAGAACUAUGUUGCAUUUACACUGUUGCGAGCCGUGGUGGGAUUUCUCAAUAUGGGUAUCGCACUGAGUGCGUACGUGAUGAUGACGGAGGUGUUCCCCGCCUCACACCGCACACUUCCGUCCAUCGCCAUGCAGAUCUUCUGGGCUGUCGGGGUGAUGCUACUGUCUUUGUUUGCGUACCUGGUCCGAGACUGGCGCCACCUGGAGAUGCUGGUGUCUCUGCCUAAUGUGCUGGCAAUUGUUUAUAUAUGGUGUCUCCCAGAAUCUCUGCCAUGGCUACUUUCUCAGAAGAAAAUAAGAAAAGCCAAAGCUGUGAUAAGAUGGGCAGUCAAGUUAAACAAACUUCCAUCCAACAUGGUGGAGUUGCUCGAACCCUCUAGUUCACCGACAGGUCUUAGUGGCCAGGCAGAGGCUGGUGGGCAGGGCAAGGCGUCCGACCCUUUGAAUACCCAGGAGAAUAGUGUGACCAGUGCUAGCAACAGUAAAACUCUGCCUGGGAUUCUAGAUCUCGUGAAGACACCCCGUAUCAGACUCUAUGCAAUACUAAUGUGGUAUUUAUUUUUUGUGAACAGUUUAAGUUACUUUGGGUUGUCCUUCAGUACUCCUAAUCUCCAUGGCAACCCAUACCUCAACCUGUGUCUGAUGGGAGCUGUUGAGAUCCCAGCCUAUGCUAUAUGUAUGCUGGUCAUUAAUUGGCUGGGGCGUCGAGUCCCAGUGUGUGUGUUCCUGUUGAUCUGUGGGGUAACCAACAUAGCGGCCAUCUUUGUUCCAGCAGACUGUGAAGAGUUAUCCUACCUGAAGCUGACUAUAUUGAUGAUAGGGAAGUUUGGCAUCACUGGCUCCUAUUCCACGAUCUACCUGCUUGCAGCCGAGAUAUUCCCCACCUCUGUCAGGAAUCAGGCUGUUGGGAUAGCAUCUUUCUUUGAGAAUAUAGGCAGCAUUUCUGCUCCUCUCAUAGUGUAUGUGGCAAAGAAGAUCCCUGAGCUUCCCUUUGUAGUGUUUGGUGUGCUGACAAUCAUCGGCGCCGGUGUCGUGUUGUUGCUUCCAGAGACCCGGCACCGCCCCCUUCCUGAAACUAUUGAGGAGAUCGAGGGCUGGCACAGGAAGCCAACAUCUUGACUGACACUCACCCACCAUAUACCCCUAUACUUUACAGCCUACUGGGUGGCAGGAGACUAACAUCUUGACUGACACUCACCCACCAUAUCCACCUAUACUUUACAGCCUCAAGGGCUGGCACAGGAAGCCAACAUCUUGACUGACACUCACCCACCAUAUCCCCCUAUACUUUACAGCCUACUGGGUGGCAGUAGACUAACAUCUCUUUUUAGAAUAUUUAUUUUGAUAUUGUUCAUGCUUAACAUGUCUAAUUAUAUCACUCCCUUUAUAUUUGUACGCAUUUACAACUGCUAUGCUAUUUAGAAACAAUGGAAUUUAUACACAUAUGUCUGAAUACAAUAUUCAUAUCACUUAGUAGAAAUAAAAGAACAAUUUAAAUCAUGCUACACUGACAAACAGAAGCUAUGGGAUUUGGGAAAGUUGCAGUGAUGUUGUUUGUCUGUUUGUAUCAGAUGUAUGUUAUGAUCUGAAACCUCCUAUUGACGAAUAACACUCAAAUAUUUGGUCAUUAAAUAGCCAGAAACCUUUUUUUCUUAAAUAGGAUUUUUUUUAAAUAUUGUAACUAUUCUACAGUGAGAUAAAUCAUUGUGAUUGUUUCUUUCUUAAUUCUUCAAAACAAUGUUUAUAAAUAACUGACAACGUGGCAUUCCUAAAUGAAGUGGUUGAGGAUAGCAGUUUGUGAGAAAAGCACUUGUGCACUAGGAAAUCUUCAUUCCAUCAGUGCAAAGAAGUUUUAGUUGUGAAAAUGAGUGUUGUACCAAUUACUUGAUUUCAUGGAUGACUAGUUGUUUUUUGUUCCAAGCAAGGAAUCAAUAAUGAAUUGGGGUUUUUUUUAUAAUUUUCAAAUUGUAUCAAGUAAUUAGCAUCCCAGGACUGCUGUAAAGUUUUGUUGGAAUUUGACCGCCACUGUGACUUUUCAUGUGCAGUAUUUCUGUCAGGUGGUCUUGAGGAUCACAAAAAGGUUUGUGGUUACACUUAAUCCAAAAUUAUUUAUACAUUUGACACUAACAUGACUAAACUUGGUAUAUUCCUUCUCUUGGAUGGGGAACUUUGUCAGUGGUUUCUUUCUUAACAUUUCACGUGUCAAUUGCAUUUAUGUCAAAGGUCAAGGUCACCUCUGAGGUAAUUGUGCAGUGUAUUUGUAUCAUACUUUCUCUUAUGAUGCAACAAUGACUGACAUUAGACAUGGUAGAGGAUAUCCUACAAUAAACAUUCUUUUGUUACAUGCCCUGAGAAGAUCAAAGGUCUGUUUCACAAAAUAUCAUAUCUCAGCAAUAUGUUUAUGCUUACACUUUACCUCGAAAUAUUAAUGCAUUUACCAUUAAACUUGAGGAUGGGGCCGUGCUUUGAAAAGACUUUUGUCAAAAUUAGUCAAAGGUUAAGGGCAACAUUCUGUUUUGUAAACCAAGGUUAUAUCAGUGUCAGGUGUCGAGACCUAGUAACCUCUGUAACCAUGGUUAUAUCAGUGUCAGGUGUGGAGACCUAGUAACCUCUGUAACCAAGGUUAUAUCAGUGUCAGGUGUGGAGACCCUGUAACCUCUGUAACCAUGGUUAUAUCAGUGUCAGGUGUGGAGACCUAGUAACCUCUGUAACCAAGGUUAUAUCAGUGUCAGGUGUGGAGACCCUGUAACCUCUGUAACCAUGGUUAUAUCAGUGUCAGGUGUGGAGACCUAGUAACCUCUGUAACCAAGGUUAUAUCAGUGUCAGGUGUCAAGACCUAGUAACCUCUGUAACCAUGGUUAUAUCAGUGUCGGGUGUCGAGACCUAGUAACCUCUGUAAGCAGGAGCCUCUUUCGUGGCUUGUAGUUAACCAAUCCUCCCACAUGAACUGUUUGUGAUGUGUACAGGGACUUAUCCUACCACAUGAACUGUUUGUGAUGUGUCUAGGGCCUUAUCCUACCACAUGAACUGUUUGUGAUGUGUCUAGGGCCUUGUCCUACCACAUGAACUGUUUGUGAUGUGUCUAGGGCCUUAUCCUACCACAUGAACUGUUUGUGAUGUGUCUAGGGCCUUAUCCUACCACAUGAACUGUUCAUGAUGUUUCUAGGGCCUUGUCCUACCACAUGAACUGUUUGUGAUGUGUCUAGGGCCUUAUUCUACCACAUGAACUGUUUGUGAUGUGUCUAGGGCCUUAUCCUUCCACAUGAACUGUUUGUGAUGUGUCUAGGGCCUUGUCCUACCACAUGAACUGUUUGUGAUGUGUCUAGGGCCUUAUCCUACCACAUGAACUGUUUGUGAUGUGUCUAGGGCCUUUUCCUACCACAUAAACUGUUCAUGAUGUGUCUAGGGCCUUGUCCUACCACAUGAAUUGUUCAUGAUGUGUCUAGGGCCUUAUCCUACCACAUGAACUGUUUGUGAUGUGUUUAGGGCCUUGUCCUACCACAUGAACUGUUCCUGAUGUUUCUAGGGCCUUGUCCUACCACAUGAACUGUUUGUGAUGUGUCUAGGGCCUUAUCCUACCACAUGAACUGUUUGUGAUGUGUCUAGGGCCUUGUCCUACCACAUGAACUGUUUGUGAUGUGUCUAGGGCCUUAUCCUACCACAUGAACUGUUUGUGAUGUGUUUAGGGCCUUGUCCUACCACAUGAACUGUUUGUGAUGUGUCUAGGGCCUUAUCCUACCACAUGAACUGUUUUUGAUGUGUCUAGGGCCUUAUCCUACCACAUGAACUGUUUGUGAUGUGUCUAGGGCCUUGUCCUACCACAUGAACUGUUUGUGAUUUGUCUAGGGCCUUAUCCUACGACAUGAACUGUUUGUGAUGUGUCUAGGGCCUUAUCCUACCACAUGAACUGUUUGUGAUGUGUCUGGGGCCUUGUCCUACCACAUGAACUGUUUGUGAUGUGUCUAGGGCCUUGUCCUACCACAUGAACUGUUUGUGAUGUGUCAAGGGCCUUAUCCUACGACAUGAACUGUUUGUGAUGUGUCUAGGGCGUUAUCCUACCACAUGAACUGUUUGUGAUGUGUCUAGGGCCUUAUCCUACCACAUGAACUGUUUGUGAUGUGUCUAGGGCCUUGUCCUACCACAUGAACUGUUUGUGAUGUGUCUAGGGCCUUAUCCUACCACAUGAACUGUUUGUGAUGUGUCUAGGGCCUUAUCCUACCACAUGAACUGUUUGUGAUGUGUCUAAGGCCUUGUCCUACCACAUGAACUGUUCGUGAUGUGUCUAGGGCCUUAUCCUACCACAUGAACUGUUUGUGAUGUGUCUAGGGCCUUAUCCUACCACAUGAACUGUUUGUGAUGUGUCUAGGGCCUUAUCCUACCACAUGAACUGUUUGUGAUGUGUCUAGGGCCUUGUCCUACCACAUGAACUGUUUGUGAUGUGUCUAGGGCCUUAUCCUACCACAUGAACUGUUUGUAAUGUGUCUAGGGCCUUAUCCUACCACAUGAACUGUUUGUGAUGUGUCUAGGGCCUUGUCCUACCACAUGAACUGUUUGUGAUUUGUCUAGGGCCUUAUCCUACGACAUGAACUGUUUGUGAUGUGUCUAGGGCCUUAUCCUACCACAUGAACUGUUUGUGAUGUGUCUAGGGCCUUAACCUUCCACAUGAACCGUUUGUGAUGUGUCUAGGGCCUUUUCCUACCACAUGAACUGUUUGUGAUGUGUCUAGGGCCUUAUCCCACCACAUGAACUGUUUGUGAUGUGUCUAGGGCCUUAUCCUACCACAUGAACUGUUUGUGAUGUGUCUAGGGCCUUGUCCUUCCACAUGAACUGUUUGUGAUGUGUCUAGGGCCUUAUCCCUCCCACAUGAACUGUUUGUGAUGUGUCUAGGGCCUUUUCCUACCACAUGAACUGUUUGUGAUGUGUCUAGGGCCUUAUCCUACCACAUGAACUGUUUGUGAUGUGUCUAGGGCCUUAUCCUACCACAUGAACUGUUUGUGAUGUGUCUAGGGCCUUGUCCUUCCACAUGAACUGUUUGUGAUGUGUCUAGGGCCUUAUCCCUCCCACAUGAACUGUUUGUGAUGUGUCUAGGGCAUUAUCCUACCACAUGAACUGUUUGUGAUGUGUCUAGGGCCUUCUCCUUCCACAUGAACUGUUUGUGAUGUGUCUAGGGCCUUAUCCUACCACAUGAACUGUUUGUGAUGUGUCUAGGGCCUUAUCCUACCACAUGAACUGUUUGUGAUGUGUCUAGGGCCUUAUCCUACCACAUGAACUGUUUGUGAUGUGUCUAGGGCCUUAUCCUACAACAUGAACUGUUUGUGAUGUGUCUAGGGCCUUAUCCUACCAUAUGAACUGUUUGUGAUGUGUCUAGGGCCUUGUCCUACCACAUGAACUGUUCAUGAUGUGUCUAGGGCCUUGUCCUACCGCAUGAACUGUUUGUGAUGUGUCUAGGGCCUUAUCCUUCCACAUGAACUGUUCGUGAUGUGUCUAGGGCCUUGUCCUACCGCAUGAACUGUUUGUGAUGUGUCUAGGGCCUUAUCCUUCCACAUGAACUGUUCGUGAUGUGUCUAGGGCCUUGUCCUACCGCAUGAACUGUUUGUGAUGUGUCUAGGGCCUUAUCCUUCCACAUGAACUGUUUGUGAUGUGUCAAGGUCAAGGCCAAGGCCCCUAUCUUGAGGAUAUUGUCAAACAUGGUUGCAAGUACUGUUACACUUUUUUUAUACAAUUCUUACACUUGGAUUCUUUUUUCUUAUCUUUAAAAGUUAUCUUGAUUAAGUUCAAGGUCGGGAAGUUAUGUUGUUGGAGGGGAAGUACAUGGCAUGUUAAUGUUUUGGGAGCUUGGAGGAAAUAGCAGUGAACAAUGGUGACGAGGCUGCUGCAGUUUUUUCAAGUAGCUGCAAACACCUUGUUUUUAUUAUUUCUUGGGAUUAUAUUAUGUCUGAUAAUGAUGGGAUUUCAAAGGUUGUUGCUGUUGCAAUGGUUCCCUGUGGUUGUGUUUAUUGUUGCAGAGUACAGUAAAGUAUUAUUUUUAGAGAGUUUUGCUAUUUUAUUUAUUUUGUAUACACGAACAAUAAUGAGAAAGAAUAUCUAUUUUUGUGGAUGUAAAGUUGCUGUAAUUUUGAUUUCAUAUAAAGAUCCUUUAUCAUGAGUAGUCGAGGAUCUGAUUGAUGCACUGGAUGUAAGGAUGUUUUCUGUGAGAAUCUGAUGAUUGAGGAGUUGAACAUUUACACCAUUGUGUAGUGACUGUAAUACUCACGACACUGUCUGUGAGGUGACCUCUCUGUGACCCUCAGCCGAGCCAGCAUUCUGUUUCACCAAAUUGCUAAAUAUGUGUGACAUGUGCCUCUUUGUUCUUUCCGCCCACAAUAAGGAUGCUGCUGGUCUAUUUUUGUGUUCACUGCGCAACAUUGUCCUUUAUCAGAAUAUAUUUUAAGUCAAUCUAUCAUCCAUGUGUAGCACUGCAGCCGAGAAUCCGAGACAAAAAGUCAAAUCAUCAAGGAUACUUGUUUUUUCUCAGUUGCAUUAAUUAGCCGUGCCGUGAAACAGAGCUGCUGUCAGUUUUUCUUGGAAUUUGACCACCACGCCAUCAGUUAUUUUGCUGCUGACUUUCGCUCAAAGAUUAUGACAGUAGAGAUUGUUCUUCCAUGGACUUUGUCCAAAUCGCAUAACCAAAAAGAUGUGGUUACACUUUCUUAGAAAAAUUAAUGCAAUUAUAAUUAAUCUUGGUAUGCAACGUCUCCAGGAAAGCCCCCAGCUUUGAAGAAGGUUUGGUGUGAAACGUCUCUAGGAAAGCCCCCUGCUUUGAAGAGGGUUUGGUCAAGAUUAGUCAAACGUUAAGGUCAGGAUUCAUCUAUUGUUGCCGGUUAAUGUGACUUUGACUUGUACAAUCCCGAGAUUUGGGGCCUUCCUGGAUCUUAACAAAUUGCCUUGAUUUAGGUCAAGGUCUUGAAGUAUGUUUUGGUAGAUUUAGACUUCAGUUUUUGAGGAAGUAAACAAGUAUCUCUGGAGCAGUAGUAUUGACCAUGACACUCUUUUUGUAUUUUGGUGGCUUGAUAAACUCAGGUAGAUGUUUAAAAUAGCUACCUAAAAGAAGGGUUCAGUGUUCUCAGUGAAUGUCAGUGAGCUGGGUUUAACGCCGCUUUAAACAGUAUUCCAGUUAUAUCACGGCGUUCAGCGUUCUCAACAAAGACCAGCAGACAUCCAUAAGCUGGUAUACAUGAGAUAACUUGAAUAUCCUUCACAGUGGCACAAAACAAGACUCACGCAAACUCUCAUACGUAAUGCUGAAUCAAAAUUCUGUUAUUUGGAAUAUGUAAGCUCUAGUUUUGUUGAUAGACAAUGUUAUUUGUUAUGCAUAUAAUGUAUUGGCAUGUAUUCUUGAUUUUUUGUUUAUAGGGUACCAGAACCAAAGGUUCUAUCAACCUCAUAUCAUGGCUUUUAUGAUAUAUGACAAUAUAUCAAGCAAAGCAUUGAUGAUCUCAACAAAGGUAUUAUAUGAAUAGGGAGGUUUUAGUUGCACAGUGUUGCUUUUCAUGCAUGUAUAAUUUGAUUUAUGAUGCUUAAGGUACUGAAAACUUCAGGUGAGCUACAAAGCAUUUUGGAUACGGAUUUUUUACCCAUAGAAUCUUGCCGGUGUUUUGUUUUGUUGUUUUUUGUUGAUAUGUUUGUUAUUUGGAGUUCAUAAAUCUCAAAUUCUAUUUUGAUGGUUUUUAAAAGAAAUAGUGCUAAUGGGUGUUCCAAAUUAAACAUGAGGGUCAAAGGGUUCUUGGUCACAUGUUAACUGUAGGGACCCCUGGUUCAAUUUCUAUAGGAGUAAAGGGCCCCAUGACCCCCUUUGCUAUGCUUUUCAUGCCUUGAUAUCGCUGGUAUAUUCCUAUUAGCUGCAUAAAACUGACGUCGCUCACUCACUAACAUAUAUUUGUUUGUCUCUAACAAUUUGUGAAAUGCUUGUAGUUACUAUUUAUUAUAGACAGCACCUCUUUUUUAAAUAGCAUGUGAAGUGGCUAACAAUGCAUGUUUCUAUUCUUUUGUACAAAAACAAUCAGUAGUGUCGAGGAUUUCAUGAACUUGGGGAUAUUAGCAGGCACUUCAGAUGUUGUGAGCGAUGUGUUUUGAGAAGAGAAAUGCCUUCAUUUCAAUAUAUAUUUCUGAAAGUCCCUUUCAUGACAUUCCUGAAUGUGUGAUAUAAUUUAAUGUCAUAUAGUACAAGGUGUUAAUGUUAAGAUCUGUUUGCAUAUUUAUUGACAGUAUUUAUUUCAUAUAUAGGCACUCGCUGUAUCUUAGUUACACGUAACAUGGCAUCCAUUGUAUCACAGUUACAUGUAACAUGGCAUCCAUUGUAUCUCAGUUACAUGUAACAUGGCAUCCAUUUAUCUCAGUUACAUGUAACAUGGCAUCCAUUUAUCUCAGUUACAUGUAACAUGGCAUCCAUUUAUCUCAGUUACAUGUAACAUGGCAUUCAUUGUAUCUCAGUUACAUGUAACAUGACAUUCAUUGUAUAUCAGUUACAUGAAACAUGGCAUUCAUUGUAUCUCAGUUACAUGAAACAUGGCAUUCAUUGUAUCACAGUUACAUGUAACAUGGCAUUCAUUGUAUCUCAGUUACAUGUAACAUGACAUUCAUUGUAUCUCAGUUACAUGUAACAUGACAUUCAUUGUAUCUCAGUUACAUG
Messenger RNA from Haliotis rufescens (red abalone), 9634 nucleotides. Its product is annotated as organic cation transporter protein-like. The record is from RefSeq and is a predicted model, not a curated record. Bases 481 to 2085 code for a protein of 534 amino acids. NCBI's taxonomy places the organism in Eukaryota, Metazoa, Mollusca, Gastropoda, Lepetellida, Haliotidae. Gene Ontology annotation, biological process: transmembrane transport. Gene Ontology annotation, molecular function: transmembrane transporter activity. The transcript has 11 exons.